GUGUGUAUUGUGCCGUUGGAGAUGCCCAAAAAAAUAUGUAGUUGUUCUCCAGGAUCGUUGAGUGUCAACACAGGAAAAGUUGUUGCUGUGGUUACAAUGAAUGGACGAUAUGAUCUCAGUAUGCCUGAGAUGAAAUGCGAGGCAUGCAAAACCACAUGGAGCCCUGGAGUGGAUGACUUAGUCCGUAAUGACUACUGGCCUGCUACCCUUCACUUUUCCACAGUGUACUCUACAGAUGUGUUUUAUUCAUAUGAAGAGUUGAAGAUGGCAGCACCAGGACUGUCAUGCCAAGCAUUUUUAAGAAUGCUUGAUCAACGAACUCUCCGCUUUGGCCGUAUUGGGAAGAUCACAGCAGACAGCUUCAGAAAAAGUUUUUUGGAGUGGGAGGCUGUUAGAUUUGAGGUGGAUAAGAUCUGCAGGGAGGAGCAUUUUGUCUGCCCUGCAUGCACCCCAGACAUGCUUGCUGUUUCUGUGGAUGGAAAUCGCAAGCACUACCGCUUUAAGAAUGCAGCAAGAUCUGAAGAAAAAGCCUUAUUUGAUGGCAUCUUCAUUGCAAAAGAUGAUGAAGUAGAGAGAUUUGUGGAUUACAUUCAUUCUACCACCAACCAUGUCUCUGGAAGAGGUGUCUGUGGAGGGGAGUGGUCAGCUGCAAGGGAAACGUCUCAGAAAUCCUCAAGUAAAAUUGAUGAGGAGGGACUUGAGCUUGCAGUCUGUCGACAUGGAGUUUUUCUCACCGCUCUCAACAUGUUCAGGGGAGAAAUAUAUGCUUAUCCCCUCUACCUGCAGAACAAGCUGGCAAAUACGCCAAUAAGCUUUUUUGCCAUGGAUGUAACCUGCAAGUACUGGCCUUACCUCAACAAAGUCACAAAAAGCUGCCCGGAGCUCCAGCACCUUCUGAGCAUGAAAGCCCAUGAUUUUAAAUGCGAGGUAAGAAAACAUUACAAUGUCAUUGACUGUCCCUAA
This is a messenger RNA of Cyprinus carpio (common carp), 963 nucleotides long. RefSeq lists its product as uncharacterized. NCBI's taxonomy places the organism in Eukaryota, Metazoa, Chordata, Actinopteri, Cypriniformes, Cyprinidae. The coding region runs from base 22 to 963 and encodes 313 amino acids. The record is from RefSeq and is a predicted model, not a curated record. The transcript is spliced from 5 exons.